AUGUUCAUGGUCGUAACUGCUCAUUAUAAAUGCUUGUGUGAACUUUUCGAGGUUUCGUUAAAGGAAUUGUCUGAAGAGCUUCAAUACGAUGGAGAUGAAAAAUACGAAAGAAAAAUCAAACUUAUGCUUCGGAAUAUCAUAAUUGAGCACGAAUACAUGAUAACCUUUUUAAACAAUCACGAUGAUUUGUACACGAACAUUUGUUUUUUUGAAGUUUUUGCAACAAAUUUUACUUGCGUCGCUCUCUUGUUCGUCGAAACCUUCAAAUUCUGGUUUCCCGGUUACAGCCUCGGCUUUGCAGCGUUCGUGCAGUUUCUCUUGUUCUGCACUGUGGGAACAAUCAUUGAAAAUGCCAGUGAACGUGCUGUCGAAGCCAUUUAUGAAAUUCCGUGGUAUUGUUUGAAGAAGGAGCGUGCAUUGGAAUUUUUAAUAAUGUUCAAAAAGGCGCAAAAUCCAAAUUUUUUGUCGAUUGGCGGAAUUGCUCCUUUGAGCGUGGCAACUGCUAAAGAAAUUAUCAACAAAAUGUAUUCUUUCUACAUGAUGUUCUUGUCGUUUAUUGACGAAAAAGCAGUUGAAAAACUCUUGGAAGGGGAAAAUUAG
Messenger RNA from Culicoides brevitarsis, 600 nucleotides. RefSeq names its product odorant receptor 67d-like. Bases 1 to 600 code for a protein of 199 amino acids. Gene Ontology annotation, biological process: sensory perception of smell; detection of chemical stimulus involved in sensory perception of smell. The record is from RefSeq and is a predicted model, not a curated record. Gene Ontology annotation, cellular component: plasma membrane. Lineage: Eukaryota; Metazoa; Arthropoda; Insecta; Diptera; Ceratopogonidae. Gene Ontology annotation, molecular function: odorant binding; olfactory receptor activity. The transcript is spliced from 7 exons.